AUGGACUUCACGCCAAGAAACAUCGUGAACGUAAGCGGAGAUUGCUUCGACCAUGUUAGAGUCUUCUCUGAUGGAAUGUGGAAUGUAAAACACGGGGAAAGUAUUCUUCAGCAUUCAUUGGUUCGUUUCCAUGUUCAAUUGAUUGUGAUUUUCCUGCUUGUGAACUCUUUUCACUUGGUGCUCCAACGAUUCCAUUUUACCCAUUUCACCUCCGAGAUCCUGGCAGGUAUAGUAUUGGGACAAACUGUAUGGAGAGACAAUGACAAAUCAGAGCUCUUGUUCCCUACAGUAGUGCGCAAUCAAGUCUUUGCUUCAUUAUCAAAGAUUGGUUACAUUCUGUUCUCGUUCUUGAUUGGUGUGAGAAUGGAACCAAGUUUGAUAUGGAAAACAGGAAGAACUGCCACUUUUUUAGCGACUCUGCUGUUCAUAUUCCAUCACAUAGCAAUGCUAAGCAUCGACGUCACGUUUGACAAAGAUAAGGAGAAGUUAACUGCGGGAUUCGUGCUUGCAAAAGAAGCAUUUUCAGCUAUAUAUUUUGCUUCGAUAACCACUACCGAAUUUGUUAUGGUCAGUACCAUUUUAAUGCAGCUUAAGAUAAUAAAUUCGCAGCUUGGACACCUUGCUCUAGCAUCCUCAUUGUUAUUCAAAUUGGCAACCUUUGCAGUAGGAACUUUGUUUGGUUUCAUAAAUGCUUUUGUAAAUAUAUCGUCUCAAGUGGGAGCUCGGAUCGUUAUUUAUUCUCUCGCACUUAUCGUGUUUACUGUAGUCGUGUCGAGGAAAACAAUGCUCUUCUUCAUUAGAAGCACACCAGUAGGUAAGCCUAUGAAGGAAAUCUACACCACUAUGACUGUAGGCGUACUAUUUUUAUUGUCAGCAAUUGGUGACGAAGUAGGACUGCAUUAUAUGUAUGGCCCUUUAAUACUUGGCCUGGCAGUGCCUGCACGGUCUCCUUUAGCUGAAGUCCUAGUAGCAAAGUUCGAUACAUUGGUUUCAGGAUUUUUUCUACCACUCAUGGCGGUGUUCUGUUCCUCCAAACUCAAUUUAUUUCAGUUUAUCCACGAGUUUAAGGAUGCUGUCCAUCUCCAGAUUUCAUUGAUUGGAUAUGUGAUGAAGCUGCUGGUAACUUUUAUCGGGGCGUAUUUUUGCAAGAUACCUUUAAGACAUGCUAUUGCCCUCACAAUCAUCUUGAAUGCCAAAGGCAUUACUGAAAUUGCACAAUUUUUAAGCUUCGGUGACAUUACGGAACUAGACGCAGCCUCUGGAAUUUUCUUAGUAUUUCUGUUACAAGCAUUUCAGCCACUCCUUAUUAAAAAGCUUUACAAUCCUGCAGACCAAUACAUUGGGUACCAGAAUAAAUCCAUUGAGAAGGCUUCUGAUGAUGCGGAGCUCCAGAUACUUGCCUGUGCACAUAGGCAAGAGGAUGCUGUUGCGGCAAUCAAGCUCUUACAGUAUUCCAAUCCUACAAAACAAAGUCCCUUGUCCGUUUAUGUACUUUGCCUGGAGGAACUCGUUAGCAGUUCCACCCCUCUUCUAAUCAAUCACCAAUUAGGCCAAAAAAUGUCCUCUUACAGGGUAUCCCGCUCACAACCAGUCAUUGAUAUCUUCAAGUAUUUUGAGUCACAGUACAAGAAGUUCGUCCGGGUGAAUAUGUUCACUGCCGUAUCGCCACUAAAACAGAUGCAUGAGGACAUUUGUUGGCUCUCUUUUGACAAGGCUUGCUCCCUAAUAAUACUUCCAUUUCAUAAGAAAUGGAAUAGCAAAGGCAAAUUGGUUUCCAGCAACACUGAUACAAGGAACUUGAAUAUUACUGUACUGGAAAGGGCACCUUGUUCUGUUGGCAUCCUCAUUGAUCGUAGUAGAACCCAGGGCUUGUCUUCUAUCUUCCUUGCGUCAACAUAUCGUGUGGCUGCACUGUUCUUUGGAGGCCCAGAUGAUAGGGAGGCAGUUGCUUAUGCCUUAAGGAUGGCAGGAAGAUUUAGACUUCAUUUAACAGUUAUGCGUUUUAUCACCCCUACUACUGAGCAAGUCUAUCAUGAUUGGGAUUACAUGCUUAACAGUGAAUUUUUGAGAAACUUGAAACUUGGAGUGUCAGAAAGUAGUAGUAUCAAUUACAUAGAGGAGACUGUGAGAGAUGGAGCUGACACAUCAUCCAUAAUUAAGUCAAUGGUGGGAGGUUAUGACCUUAUCAUGGCAGGGCGGCGCCAUCAAACUGAGCCACAAGCUUUUUCAGGUCUAUCAGAAUGGAUGGAUUUGCAAGAGCUUGGGCCGAUAGGGGACCUGCUUGCUUCUGAGGACAUUACUAGUGCAAUUUCAGUUUUGGUGGUUCAACAGCAGAUCAUGAAAGCAAGUCACAGCAGUACUUUGAAUUAA
Molecule: messenger RNA, 2370 nt
Organism: Populus nigra (black poplar)
Lineage: Eukaryota; Viridiplantae; Streptophyta; Magnoliopsida; Malpighiales; Salicaceae
Product: cation/H(+) antiporter 4-like
Exons: 3
Coding region: 1-2370 (789 amino acids)
Biological process (GO): proton transmembrane transport; regulation of pH
Cellular component (GO): membrane; endomembrane system
Molecular function (GO): antiporter activity
Source: RefSeq, a predicted model, not a curated record